Messenger RNA from Trichoderma gamsii, 261 nucleotides. RefSeq lists its product as hypothetical. Gene Ontology annotation, biological process: translation. The transcript has a single exon. Lineage: Eukaryota; Fungi; Ascomycota; Sordariomycetes; Hypocreales; Hypocreaceae. The record is from RefSeq and is a predicted model, not a curated record. Bases 1 to 261 code for a protein of 86 amino acids. Gene Ontology annotation, molecular function: structural constituent of ribosome; RNA binding. Gene Ontology annotation, cellular component: ribosome; mitochondrion; small ribosomal subunit.
AUGGCCAAGUACUCGAUUCACAACCUCGCCAAAGUCGGCUCACUGGCACCCAGGACAGUGACUUCGCUCACAGCCGAGUUAUCGCAAAUGACAAUAGAGACGGACGCAAGAAGACAAGUACAAGAAAACAUUAGAAGGUUAAAGGAUAUCGGAUCGUACAGAGGUAGACGGCACGCCAUGGGUCUGCCAGCCCGUGGUCAACGAACAAGGACACAGACUGCAACGGCCAACAAGCUCAACAGAGUUGAUCGAAGGGCUUAG